AUGAAUACUAAAGCUUUCUCGCUUCUAUUGCUUGUGGUAAUGACGGUCGUGGCUACGACUAUUGGACCACCGGAGGAGGUGGCUACGGUGGGAGGAGGACGGAGAAGCUUGACGACGGAGAAGAUAGCCGGAGAAGACGUUGAGGCCGAUGUGAAUAACCACCAUAGCAUUCCAAGGGAGUCAUGGGAUGAUAAUGAUAAUAAUCCAUGA
Molecule: messenger RNA, 210 nt
Organism: Arabis nemorensis
Lineage: Eukaryota; Viridiplantae; Streptophyta; Magnoliopsida; Brassicales; Brassicaceae
Source: the annotation of a GenBank genome assembly